AUGCUCUUUAUCGGCCGGGUGACCUACGCCGCGGACAAGGCCGGUAAAUUGAGCAAGAAGCAAUUCGGAUUCCGGCCACAGACUAGCACGACGGCUGCUGUCUACGCAGCCAUAGACUCGAUUAAACGAUCUCAGAUUGACAAACUACUCACAGUCAUAAAGGCCGCCUUCGAUAAUGCUUGGUGGCCUGCCCUUUUCCACAGACUCAGGCAUAUCGGCUGUCCACUAAACAUCUACGGACUCAUUCACAGCUACACACAAAACCGCACAGUCAUGCUUGACCAUUCCGGCUCCAGGGUGUCUAAGACCAUGUCCAAGGGCUGUAUCCAGGGUUCGACCUGUGGCCCUCACCUAUGGAAUAUUAUCCUCGAUGAGCUCCUGGAAAUCGAGCUGCCUCCGGGCUGUCGGCUCCAGGCUUUCGCGGAUGAUGUUUUGCUUGUUGCAUCAGCGAAAACUGCGUCUGAUUUGCAGGUUAACAUUAACUCUGCACUUCAUACAAUCACCGGCUGGGGCAAAGGAGUCAAGCUCUCUUUUAGCCCCGCCAAGACACAGGCUUUAGCGUUCAGCGCCAAAGCCAAACAAAUACUCAUCACCAUGGACUCGCACACAUUUCACUUCCAGAAGAGCAUCAAAUUUCUUGGUGUGAUUCUGGAUGAUAAACUUAACUUUCGCGAACACAUCAACCACAUCGUGAUCCAGCCUAUCAUUACAUACGCAGCCGGAGUGUGGGGACAUGUGGCCGAUAAGAAGUGCGUGAGGAAGAAACUCCUGUCUAUGCAGAGAGCCUUCGCCCUAAAGGCCAUUAGAGGAUUCAGGACAGUGUCCACCUCUGCUGCUCUCGCACUCGCCCUGUUCACCCCCCUGGAUCUUAAGGUCAAAGAGGCGAACCGGGUCGAAGCUACGCGCCUCACCGGCUCGUCCCCACUACUUCCGGCUCACAUCACACUGGAGUCUCCAACUCCUCCACAUCUUCUCCUUCAUCCAGCCCACAGACAUACAUACGACUCACACACGUUCUGGACCCAAAACGAGGUCCAGGAAUUUCAGUCAAGAGCUCACCCUAACACCACCCACACCUUCACCGAUGGGAACAAACUUGAGGAUGGUACGGUCGGGGCGGCCUUCGUCAGUUAUGAUCGAGGACGCAAUCCUGUCAGUAAGAAGUUCAAGCUCCACAACAGUUGUACUGUUUUCCAGGCUGAGCUUCUAGCCAUCCUCAAAGCUUGCGAAUGGGCCUCUUCCAACCAACAUACAAGCACGGUUAUUUAUUCAGAUAGCAGCGCUGCCAUUCUCGCCAUCCAGAACCGCAGCAACACACACCCCUUGGUUGCGAAAAUACACUCGACAGUACACCACACGUCCGGGUCCAUCGAAUUCGCGUGGGUCAAGGCCCACGUGGGUAUAGUGGGGAAUGAGGCUGCAGACACCGCUGCCAAGCGGGCGGCUAAGCUCCACAAAGCCCCGGACUACACACAAUUUCCUAUCGCCUUUAUAAAACACUAUACACGAUCACUCCACGCCUCAGUCUGGCAGUCUCGAUACGAGAGCGAGCCACAAGGACAACACACUAAACAACACCUCCCUACAAUUAAACACAUAAUUAAAUUACACUCACUUGCUCACAACACAUUCACACUUACCCAAACACUUACAGGACACGCCUACACAAAACAAUAUUUACACCGGGUUAAGGUCACGGAGGAUGCUGUCUGUCCGUGCGAUGGUACCACGGUGCAGUCAAUGGGACACGUGCUCGAGGACUGCCCGCGGUUCAUCGCCCCGAGAUCCGACCACCAGAUAAUCUGCAGCCACGCCGGGGUCUCUCCGUUCAACAUGGCCUCCCUUCUGCAGGACAAAGAAGCAACCAUAUCUUUUAUAAAAUUUUCCGAAUACAUUAUCAACCACCUCAAAGCUUUUAACAAUACCUAA
Danaus plexippus (monarch butterfly) is the source of this 1929-nucleotide messenger RNA. RefSeq lists its product as uncharacterized. The transcript has 2 exons. Lineage: Eukaryota; Metazoa; Arthropoda; Insecta; Lepidoptera; Nymphalidae. The coding region runs from base 1 to 1929 and encodes 642 amino acids. The record is from RefSeq and is a predicted model, not a curated record. Gene Ontology annotation, molecular function: RNA-DNA hybrid ribonuclease activity; nucleic acid binding.